Molecule: messenger RNA, 4193 nt
Organism: Gambusia affinis (western mosquitofish)
Lineage: Eukaryota; Metazoa; Chordata; Actinopteri; Cyprinodontiformes; Poeciliidae
Product: transmembrane protein 121
Exons: 1
Coding region: 1552-2502 (316 amino acids)
Source: RefSeq, a predicted model, not a curated record
GAAAAUAGAAUAUCAGCGCUAAGCAUAAUGUGACAAAAAAGAAGAGGAGGAAACGGGGUGAGAGAGGGAGAAGUUGUGCAUUCAGCUAACCCCCCUCCUCAGUCCGUCUCUCUCCACCCUCUGGAAAAGUCUCUCCCUCUCUCUCUCUACCUCUUUUCUCUCCGUCUCUCUGCAGCUGUGCUCUGCUGAGCGUCACCUCCACACAGCAAGUGCCUUUACUUCAGCAGAAGAGGGAGAAAGAAGAGGAAGGUGGCUGCGAGCUCUAGAGCAAAAGAAACCUCAGGAGUGCGUCUGCACGCGGCAGAGGAGUGCUUCUCUCUACACUUCAUACAGAAGGGCUAAGGAGCGCACAGAGACAGGGAAGAGGCAGCUGCGUUGGAGUAACACUGUGCCGGUGGUGCCGACUGGGGACAGGGUAAUCCACUGACACUGUUGAUCCUGGUGGCUCUGGCAAAAAGCUUCCAGAAGGAGAGAGAGAAGCGGAAAAGCAGACAGGAUCUUGCCAAGGGGGCAGCAUUUUACUUCGGAAAAAGAAGCGUGGCGACAGCCGAAACGCACACAGAGAGACACACUCACAAACACCAGAGUGGAAAAGGACAGCCAGACACCCACCGCAUUUAAAAAUCCACUACAACCCUUCAGUUUCUUCUGACUUAACCAAGAAAACAGGAGAAUGUCUCAUGUUGUUGCCUGUGGAUGACGGAUAUUAACUUCUGGGGAUACAUUUGUCUUCUAAAAUAAGAUCUUUUUUCAAACUUUGCUACUUUUUUUAUUUUUUGGAGUUGGGCCUGUAAACCAUCUGAGCACAUCACAGAAUUUUUAGUUACAGAAAUGGAGAGUUGUCUUGGGGACCGUUGAGAUUCCUCCUCCUGAUUCAGAGUAGAAAGUGGAUUUUGAUGGCAGUAUUUUGCGAUUUCUUCUUUGCACCAUAAAGAAAAAAAAAAUCCAUCUACGUCUGCUGGAUUUAUGCCUGAGAGAAGGAGAAGAUCUCAGGUAUUUUCUCUUCUCCUGUGGAUUACCUAUGGGUUUUCUCUCAUGGAUGAUUGCUUGCUGCCAGUUAUUAAGAAAAAGUAUGAAAAGGGACAAGUGAGUAUUGGGCUAGAUUUUUUUCCCUCUAAAUCUUAACCACGAGUCCAAAUAAUGGAUGGCUCUAGUGAAAGCACAAUGAUGCAGCUUUUGUCUAAUCUAAUAACACAAAUUGAAACCCACUGAUUGAACAGUUAUGUUUAACAAAUGAUGAUUAAGGUGUAAAAGGUAUGCACAUCUUGACAUCUAUUAAUUCAUUUGACAAGUUGUCCUGGAUGUUUACACACCAUUUGCCAAUGAGCAUCAUUUACUAAAUGAGGGGUGCUGUCUACCCGGCAGGUGGCUUGGGCACAAACAGAGAUUGAUUGAAGUGAUCUCUGGGAAUCCAAUUAAUGUAUCCUGGAUUCUUUCCAAGACAGAAGCAAUGGAGGGGAAAACCACCAUCUAGUUUAAACUGAGAAACCUCUGCACUCCCCAGUCAGCAACUCUCCUCCUCCUUUCCCACCACCUUCAACCCAGGCAAGGAUGGUACCCCCGCCCCCCACCAACAAGCCCCACGUUUGCCUUUCCACCAUUCUUAUCAUGAGCAGCAUGGCAUUAAUUGAUGCCUACCUGGUGGAGCAGAACCACGGACCCCGCAAGAUUGGCAUCUGCAUUAUGGUGAUGGUGGGGGACAUCUGUUUUUUGAUUGUGCUCCGAUAUGUAGCAGUGUGGGUGGGCGCUGAGGUGCGGACUGCCAAACGAGGCUAUGCCAUGAUCCUCUGGUUCCUCUAUAUAUUUGUGCUCGAGAUCAAAGUCUACUUUGUGUAUCAGAACUACAAAGCAGACAGGAAGAGCUUGGACGCUCUCGCGAGGAAAGCCUUGACGUUGCUGCUGUCCAUUUGCAUUCCAGUGCUGUUCAUUGUGCUGGUGGCCAUUGACCACAUGGAGUACGUCAGGGCUUUCAAGAAACGGGAGGAGAUUCGCAAUCGCCUCUUCUGGGUAGUGGUGGACUUGCUGGACAUACUGGACAUCCAAGCUAACCUAUGGGAGCCUCAGAAGAAAGGGCUUCCUCUGUGGGCAGAGGGCCUCAUGUUCUUCUACUGCUACAUCCUGCUCCUUGUGCUGCCCUGUGUGUCUUUGAGCGAAAUCAGCAUGCAGGGCAUAAACAUAGUGCCCCACAAGAUGCUACUGUACCCCAUUCUCAGCCUGGUGACCAUUAACAUUAUCACACUCUUUAUCCGUGGAGGGAACAUGUUUCUGUACAGAGACGCAAGAGUAUCCGGGAUCCUAAUUGGAAAGAACAUAUUGGCCAUCAUCCUAAAGACCUGCAGCUUUGUGCAGUACAGAAGACAGUUGCAGAACGCUCCUCCUGCCUUUGGAGUGGAGCUGCAGAAAAACUCAGUCGCACAAGCUCGUCCUGCGCCCACUCCACCUCAAGUGGUCAUGCAGGACCAGACGCCUCUACCCGAAGUGACAACCUGUGAACACACAUGACAUAAUGUAGGGGGUGAACCCUACGAAAUGUCAAUAUGAGUAAAUGGGACUCUCAGGAUGCUGGCAGGGAGCAGUGUUCCACACCUUUUACGUCGUGUGAACACUCAUGUGAACACAGGGGAGAUCAUGAUCCCUGAUGCUUAAUGGCACACAGGACACUGCAGACACUCAGUGCAGAUAGAGCAGUGCUGUCACAGCUGCAUUACUGAUGACUCAAAGCAUUUCCCAUGGUGAAUUUAAUUACGUGUAUUUUUUCUAUAUGUACAAAGAAAAAAAAAUCUAGUGCAAAAAAAUAGAGAGUAUAUUUUUGAAAUGUGUGUUGCAUUCCAAUCGAAAACCUAGGGGUCUGUGUGCUGUGGCGUGUAUUUCUGUUUCUCAGUUGUUUCUUAGUAGUCGAGGGCUUUACCUUGUCAAAGUGAGACGAGACCCAAUGAGAAAAUCAAAGUAAUGAGGGUAAAAAAACAGCAGUGAAAGCCCUGUCUCUUAAAAGAAGUGCGUUUUUAUAUGUGGCUCUUUGAUCAAAUACUGUGUAAAAGAUAAAGGCUUUCCUGCUUUCUCACUGGCUGUAAGAGGGUUUUGUCAUAAAAUCAUUUUAAAGUUAUUGGUCUGAUGAGUGUAUUUAUUUUUAAAGAAAUUAUUUAGUAAAUGCCAACUUUGUGACCAGUGUUAGAAGAAAAAAACAGAUAAUUCGUUCUGUCCUGGUGAGAAGCUUCCAUCCAUCCGUGAGGGACAUAAAUAUAAUUAUAGAUUUUUAGUCAUGAAUUUUAAGUUGUUCUUUAUCUACUGUGAGAUGACUAAAUUACUAACUACCGUAAAAAACUUGAACUGGUUGCACAAAUUUGAGUUUAACAUAAAUAUUUUCUAAUUUACGGAGUCUAAAUUAUACAUAAUAUUUGGACAGAUUUCCAUUAGCAAACUGCACUUGCAAAAAUUUUGCCUGAACAUUUGUCUUCUGCUUUGGGAUCAAUUGAUAAUGUUAAUUUUAACUGGUUUAUUUCUCAGUGGAGAUAACUCCUAUAAACAUGGUUAAGAAUGUUAAAAAAAGGCUGAGGUCUGGGUUUUGGAUAGGACCUUUCAGAAAUAUAAUCUUUUUAUGUGUGUAUUAUCCUGUCGGAACGCACCAUCUGACCAAGGCAAAGACUGAAAUAACUAGAUGUAAUGCUACUUGACACACUGUUGGCUGGCGAUUGCAAACUAGCCAAUUCAGGAGUACCAUUAAGGAAGCGACCAAUAAGGAAGACUGUUCUUGAUAGUGUUAAGAUGCAUAUUGAGGUACUUUUGGUGUCUGAACUAUUAACAUAGGCAGCUAUAAGCAUUUUGUGAGAGGGCCUGAAGUAUUCAUGGAUUUUAGGUUUUCACAUGUGACUAUGCUCCUUAACCCCAAUACAUACUAGUGGUUCACUGUGUAAUUAUUUCUAAGAGUUUGUGCUUCUUUAUUCACACUUUGUGAAAAACAAGGUCAUGCAUACGUGCUUCAAGCUAAUCACAUUGACAUGCAGCUUCCUGUUUGUAGCGUUGAUGUCCUUCAAAAUAAACCUUGUGCCAAAACAGCAUUUAUGACCAUAAAUGUUAACACAAUGUACAGAGUGCUCUGCACAUGCAGGUCACUUCUGUGCCACAGGAUGUUCAAACUGGCGUCUCAAAAACAAUUUUUUGAUAAGACAGAAAAUUGUCUCAUCAAAAUAUUUUAA